Messenger RNA from Branchiostoma floridae (Florida lancelet), 2025 nucleotides. RefSeq names its product eukaryotic translation initiation factor 3 subunit A-like. The transcript is spliced from 8 exons. Bases 136 to 1179 code for a protein of 347 amino acids. The record is from RefSeq and is a predicted model, not a curated record. NCBI's taxonomy places the organism in Eukaryota, Metazoa, Chordata, Leptocardii, Amphioxiformes, Branchiostomatidae.
CAGGUUCUCUCCGAAUAAAAUCCGACCGGCCAUUUUGAACGUGGACGUUCUGACGAAUCAGUCCACAACAUAUGCCGUUAGUGGAGUUUACGUCUACAAUUUUAUUGAACUACAAAAGAUCUGUGUUUGGAAAAUAUGUCGGUUCUACGGUGCUUCGCGAUCGCCGUGGUGACGAUGGUGGCCUUCUGCGAAGGACAACCGAAGUGGUUUCAGGACAAAGAAAACGAACUUCUGAAGACGCUUGAAGCGGCCCAGGCGAUGAAACUGAACCAGCUGGAAGAGAAGGGCUUGAGACAUGUUAUGGAGGACGUGCAGCAGGGCAGGGAUCCGGAGGGAGAAGACGAAGUCAUCCGAAUGGAGCUCGCGUAUGCCUUCCGGAAUCUCAUGUCUCUGAAUCCAUACGACGAGGCAAGAAUUAAGGCAGACUUCCGCGAGGUCCUCGGUGAGAAGAUAGCCAAUGAAAUCUUCGAAGAGGGCGAGAAGAUCACGGAAGAAGAACUGAGAAAGAAACAACACGUUCAGAAAGAUCUGGACUUCAACAAGCGACAAAAAGGGGCCUGGAAUCACGUCGUGAACGACGCAAAACGUGGCCGUGACAUGACUGACCACAAUAAGAGCAUUUUGCAUAGAAUCACGCUUGACGCAUCAAAAAUAUUUGCGCUGCCCCCUGAAGAGCUAGAAGCAGAAAAGGCGCUGCUGGUGAUGUCGUACGGAGAGGAGACGGCACAGCGGAUACUUGACGGCAUCCAUGUUGUUCACGACGAGGUUAAGAGCAAAGCUCAAGCAACAUCGGAAGCGGAAAGGGCCAUGAAAGAAGUGUUGGCUGGAAAGGAAAUACCGCACGACCAACCACAGGCUGCAGUCGCGACCCCUGUUCAAGUACAGGCUGCACGAAUAAACCCUGCUGCUCAGACACAAGAUGCGGGUGCAAAACCUACACAAGGACAGGCUGUACAUCCAAAUCCUGUUCCAGUUAAAGUACCAGCUGCAAACCCCGCUAAAGCACAAACCGAUGCUCCAAACCCUUCAGAAGGAGAAGCCGAAGCUGCACAACCUGCCGCACAGCCAAAUGUUGCACAACGUCUACGCGCCAAGCCUGCAAAAGGACAACCUACUCGAGCGCAGGCUGCAGAAGCGACACCGACUGAAGAGAAAGAUGUAGAUACAGACGCUACCUAAACCCGUACAAGGAACCGUUUGUCUGGGCCCUUUACCAACUGGGCCUAUGCCCAAUCAAACCAACUAGGUCCAUGUUGGAAAAGGGCCGAAUUGCCUUGAUCCCACAAAAAUUAUCCUGCGUAAAAAGAUGAAAUAGUGCUUUUCUAUUAUAUAUCUCACUCAUUCUCACUCAUCCUCGCCCCAUAUCAGACUUUGCUGAGGCGGGCCGUCAUCGUUCUCCAAGUCUUCCUGUCUGAAGCUGCUCUCUGCACCCCCUCCCAGGUACAUCCCAUCUCUGCCAGGUCACGCUCUAUUAUAUAUAAGGCACCAAAUGACAUGUUUAUUUUAGCCACAUACGAUAAAGCAAAAUAUUACAGAUGUGGCGAUUUUACUUAGUCCUUAUCAUCUCGUAUAGUAAGUUGAGCUUUAAGAUUUAUUUUGCAUUUCCAUUUUGUGGUCAGCAGUUGACUGUACAAUAGUCGCUGUCCUUUAUGUUGCAACAAUGAAGCUUUCUAAAUUAAAGUGGGAUAUUGAUAGAUAAAGGCGUUACUUGCUAGUAGGCACUGUAACGCAAACUGUCGAUACAUGCAGGCGUGUUAUGCAGUCUUAUAAAUGCUGCAUGAGAUGUAGAAUUAAACUAACCAACAGCGGGGUGAAGACACUGUUGGAUAAUAUGAGUAUGUAUAUAUUAAAUUCUAAAGAUUUAUGUACAGAUUCGCCAUUAAAUGAAGUUUAUGACGUGCACAUUACGCCUACACAUGUUAGUAGAUAAACAUAUACCACUUGUGCAAGCCGAUAGAUACACAUCAUUUAGAAUCAUGUCCAAUAUUCUUGAAGUUUGAUUCCAAUAAACGUUUGUGGCAAAGA